CUAGCCUCUCCCCCGCCUAUAUAAAUCACACUUUUCUGCCUUGAUUUCCCCAUCGCCUCCUCUGCCUCCUUAUUCACCGCUUCAUCUUCUUUCUCAUUAUUGUGAUUAUCAGAUCAGGAAAUAUGGCAGAUGUUGAGUACCGAUGCUUCGUCGGUGGGUUGGCAUGGGCCACCACCGAUGACUCUCUCGGUCGAGCGUUCUCUACCUACGAUGUCGUGGAUACGAAGAUUAUUAAUGAUCGCGAAACAGGCAGAUCCAGAGGAUUUGGAUUUGUCACCUUUAAGGAUGAGGAUUCCAUGCACAAGGCUAUUAAUGAAAUGAACGGCAGUGAGCUUGAUGGACGAAACAUCACAGUCAAUGAGGCUCAAUCUCGUGGAUCAGGAGGUGGAGGCGGAGGAGGCUACGGUGGUGGUCGCCGUGAAGGUGGUGGUGGAGGUUAUGGUGGCGGUGGAGGUGGUGGUUAUGGAGGCGGUCGUCGUGAUGGAGGCUAUGGAGGCGGUCGCCGUGAAGGAGGCGACCGAGGUUAUGGAGGUGGUGGUGGAGGUUACAGUGGUGGCGGUGGCGGUGGCGCGCGUUACUCCAGGGGAGGAGGCGAUUCUGAAGGGAACUGGAGGAACUAAGCUACAGAUCUGAUAUCUGAUCAUUGUUGAAGCUUUCUGUUUGAUCCGUUAGUUUAGUUGGUGCUGUGUUUCUGCUAUAUCUAUCAUCAUGCUGUACUUUGAGGUUCCUGUUACUGUUUGCUUGGAUUGGUUAAUUUUGGAGUUCGAUUGUCUCUUGAAUCUGUGUUUGUCAAAAUCUUUAUGAAUGCAGUGAAAGAUAUUUGAUUCCAAAACCGAGUGUCAUCCCUAAAUAAAGUUUUUUUAUAUCUUGAUAUGAUAACUAGUGCAAUUGUGUCUACUUUGUAUUUUGAGUCUACUAUAUCUCAAAUUUAAGUCUACUGUUGGUUGUAGCUGGAUAUACGGUCUUUGUUAAAUUAUGAAAAG
Molecule: messenger RNA, 983 nt
Organism: Cuscuta epithymum
Lineage: Eukaryota; Viridiplantae; Streptophyta; Magnoliopsida; Solanales; Convolvulaceae
Source: the annotation of a GenBank genome assembly